Trichobilharzia regenti is the source of this 6388-nucleotide messenger RNA. The record is from the annotation of a GenBank genome assembly. NCBI's taxonomy places the organism in Eukaryota, Metazoa, Platyhelminthes, Trematoda, Strigeidida, Schistosomatidae.
UAAACAAGCAAAUACUUGAAUUUGUUGCGUUACGGUUGAUAUCGUGUUUCCGUAAUUAUUUUAAAAAUCAGGUGUUCGUAACACUGUUAUUGAAGCACAUGAUUCCUUUUGAUUGACAAUUUAUUAUUGACAACGAAAAAUAUGGAUUUAUUAUGUAUUAUGGCGCCAUGAAUCAUUGCUAUUUAAUGCAUUUUGAUAAUGUGAUGAGAUAACAUACAUUGUUUUCAAACAGCUGUUACAUUAGAUGACGCUCAAGUUUAGUGGAACUUACAAUGUUGAGGCUGCAGAGCAGGUUGAUAGAUCGGUUUACCAGAAUUCCAUCACAUGUAAUAUUUGGCUGCUGGAUUCUACAGCUGUCGCAUUUAGAGUUGAUAAACGAUGCAUUGGUCAAGCACUUCUGGAUUUGACAUUUGAUUAUCUUGAGCUACUUGAACGGGAUUUCUUCGGACUUGUAUUUACAAUUUUUGAGUCAGAGGAAGGAAACUUAAUUAAAUGGUUGGAUCCGACAAGAAGGAUAAAGAAACAAUGUAAAGGUGUAACAAAUUAUACAUUCUGGUUCCGUGUGAAAUUCUACGUUCCUGAUCCUGUAUGGCUUCAAGAAGAAUAUACAAGAUAUCAAUUCUUCCUACAAGUACGCAAAGAUAUUUUAGAUGGUCGCCUUCCAGUCUCCAGAUCGAUUUCAACGCAAUUAGCCGGAUUAGCAUUACAAUCUGAAUUGGGUGACUACUCACCAGAAGAAUGUCGACCAGGUUAUGUGAAUCAGUUUCGUUUUGUACAAAAUCAAAAUUCCGAAUUUGAAACACAAGCCUCUGAAUGGCAUCGUAAAUCAAGUUCACUUUUACCAGCGGCUGCUGAAUUAGAAUAUUUAAAUGUGGCCCGUUACCUGGAUCACUAUGGUGUAAAAAGUCAUGUAGUGAAAGAUGAACAACAUGAUCUUCAAACAGUGACCAUUGGAGUCUCCUUCAUAGGGAUAAGUCUGUUUCGAGAAAAUAAACUUCUUCAACAGUAUUCUUGGGAUAACAUUGCUAAAAUCAUUUUCAAGGGGAAAAAAUUUACUCUACAUUUGAAAACUCCUAACAAAUCAAUGAAUGGUCAUCUUUCAUCUAUUUCGGGAUUAUCCACUAGUCCAAUUAUGAAAUCAGAAAGUGAAUUAAAACAACAUUAUCGUUUUAAGUCAGCUGUAAGCACAAAAUUAUUUUGGCAAUAUGCUGUUAGCUGUCAUGCAUUUUUUCGUGUUCGAGAACCGAUAAAUACAACAACAACGAAUCGUUCUCAACAACAUCAACAGCAGCAACAACAACAACAACACCAACAACCCCCAUCAUCACCAACUUCGUCAACUAUAUCAGCUACAGCACUUUAUGCAGCUAUGUCACGUGUGGCUAGUGGUUUUCAACGUUAUUUUUCAAUAACUAGACGUAGUAGUCUGUCAACUGCUACUCCUAAUGGUCCAGUCGGUGGAGUUGGUCGUACAUUGUCUACAUUAAUGGAAUUGAGAAAAAGUUCACGUGCUUUUGAUCGUAGUUUCGCAAGAUUGCACAGUAGGCGGAGUAAUCAUCUAUCUCAGAUCAGCCCUACAAAUAAUCCAGUUCAAAACCUUCCUCCAUUGUGUAAGCCAGAUGCCUCAACUAUUUCACCUACAACAAAUCUCUCCGAUUCAAAUACAACCGGUAAUCAAUCAAAAUCUUAUGCUCAAAUACCUCCUCCUGGUGGUGGUGGUGGUGGUAUGAAAAACUCCACUUCUGUAAACACUGGAAUGCCACGUUCAAGUCAUCGAAGUGCUUUAGUGCAGAACAGAGAUUCAAAUAACACAUCAUUGGCGAAUACAUCAGCCAGUGCUAGUGGUAAAAUUAAGAAAUUAAUAAGUUUAGCUGAUGUAGAAAGCUCUACCAAUAUCAGUCGCUUAUCUAGUCAAACAAAACAGACUUCUAACGAGGUAUCUUCCCAAAAAACUUCAGUCAAUAAUUCCUCCAGUGUAUUGGAUAAGUCCAGUCGGUUAAAACCUCAUAAACCAAGUAGCCCAGUGGCUAGUGGCGAUAGAGCAUCACGAUUAAGCCAACGACGUCAUCAUCAUAGCCAACAGCAACAGCAGCAACACCAAGAAAUGGUUUCCACAAAUCAUAGUCAUCAUAAUAAUAUAUCGAAUGACGCAAAAACGUCAUCUAGAAGAUCUCAAAAGGUGUCUGUAAAUGAGAAUAUUGAUUAUGCUGAUGUGGAUUUUGUGGACUCCGUUGACACUAUCAAUAGCAAUGCUAAUAAUAAUACCAGUAAUACCAAUUGUAGUAGUAAAGAUUUUGAUAAAGAUGACACAGCUAGUUAUUGGAGUACCCGCAGAAUGCAACGAUUACAUUCACACAGUAUACUAUCGGUCGGGGUUCCAACAACGUCAGCAGUAACAACGACCAUGACAACAUCGUCGAGUAAUCCUUCAGCUAGUAUAAAAACUCAUUCCAAUUCUAAUGUAAAUAAGGUGGUGGAUGAGUUAGAUGGCGAUCAUUUGCAUCACAACCGUGCACCUGCUAAUACUACUACUGCGACGACUACUAAUACAACUAACACUAUUGUCCCUACAACUAGUAGGCGAAGUCGGUAUCUGCCUACAGAACACUGUAUAAAUACAACUUCGUCAGCUGCUAUGACAACCACAUCAAAUGAUUCAAAUGUCAAUGAUGAUAUGCAUGGGCAUAAAUCACUUCGUACAACGCUAAAUUAUUCUGUCAAUCGGUUGAAUACUUCUUCACGUAGUCAACUGAAUCUUGCAAACAAAGGUUAUGAACAAAAGAAAGAGCAUUCAGAUAUUCCAAUCAACUACGAUAACGAUGGCAACAACAAUCUUCAGCAUACACGUAGUAAUAAAAUUCCUCCUAAAGAUCAAUUUCAUCCUGGUGCACCAGACAGUGAAAAUGCCAUCCCUUCAGCCAGUGAAGUAAAUGAAUUCAAUGCUGAAGGACUUGUACGCAUUACUAUUCGUCCAGAUAGUCAUGGACGUUUUGGAUUUAACGUCAAGGGGGGAAUCGAUCAUGGAAUGCCAGUUAUUGUUAGUCGUGUUGGUACAAAUAUGCCUGCUGAUUUAUGCAUUCCAAGACUAUCGGAGGGUGAUCAAAUUUUAUACAUCAAUAAUAAAGAUGUUUCAAAUCAAACGCAUAUGCAGGUUGUUAAUAUGAUACGAGCGGCUAGUGAACAAUCACAUGGUAGUACACUUGAACUUUUAGUGAAGCCAAGUGAUUACGUUACAGACGACGUGAAUGAUGACAAUCCAAUACCAGAUUCUGGGGAUGCACCACCAGUUCCACCUAGAUCCUAUCAAUCUUCUAUACGUCGGCCUACUCUAUCCCUGGAGAAGUUCACAAGAGGCUCAAAACGUCUGGCACGUUUUUCACUUAGAUCAUCAACAUCUCACAAUCUAGCCGACAGGGAUCAUGACGGCGGUGUUGUACUCAGAAAUUCUUUAUCUGGUUCAAGUUUAUUAGAUUCAAUGAUAGAAUUGGAGACUUUGUUGGCUGAUGGUUCACUACUCAAUCAAUUCGAACAUUUGCCUAGACGAAAAUCUGGUCUCACUAUGAAUGUGUCUCGGUUAAGUGAAAAUUCAAUAAAGAAUCGUUACCGUGAUAUUUCACCAUACGACCAAACGCGUGUUGUACUAAAACAGGGAUCCGGCGAUUAUAUUAACGCUAGUUUUGUGAAUAUGGAAUACCCCAAAUGUGGAGUAAAUUUACGUUACAUUGCAGCUCAAGGUCCAUUACCUAAUACUUAUGGUGAUUUUUGGCAAAUGUGUUGGGAACAACAAGUUUGUUUAAUUGUUAUGCUGACAGCUAUUAGUGAACGUGGUCGAGCCAAAUGUCAUCGAUACUGGCCAGAUCUCAAUCAUACUGUGAAUUUCAAUGUUUCAACAAGUCCUAGGAUUCCUCAGCUGCGCAGUUCAACAGAUCUACAGCUGAAAACUAUACGAGAAGAAAUAACUUCAGAUGUCGCCUAUCGAGAAUUCGACAUCAGCCAGUUGCCUUCAAGUCGUACCUCUUUACAAUCUGUCCUACGAAAAAAUACAGAAACACGUCGUAUUACACAACUACAAUACAUCAGUUGGCCUGAUCAUGGUGUACCAAAUGAUACAGAUCAACUGAUAGCAUUUGUAGAACGAGUUCAACGCAUCCGUGGAGAAACUUCAUCACCAGUAGUUGUACACUGUUCUGCUGGUAUUGGUCGAACAGGCGUUCUAAUUGCUAUUGAAACCUCGAUCAACUUAAUGGAACGCAACUUUCCUGUCAAACCACUGGAAUUAGUUCAACGAAUGCGUGAUCAUAGGGCUAUGUUAAUUCAAACCACUGGUCAAUUUCAAUUCGUGUGCGAAACUAUUCUCAAGGUCUUUCAUCGGAAUCAUGCAGAGAAUUUGCUCAAAGAUUCUAAUGCGUUGACAAGUCAAUCUUGAUCAAUUAAUUAUCUGCGCAAUUAAGCCGUCAAUUGAUAUCAAAAUAAAAAAUAUGAAACAAUUAAAUGGUUCAUGGCGUAUACUGGGAAGUCAGCCCCUGCCGCUCCUUCUCUCUCUCUCCCUGUGGAUUACUUCAAUGCCUCAUGAGAAAGAGAGAAAGAGAGUCAAAAGUUGUAUAUGUUUCGAUAUUCGAUUUUUUUAUAUUUGUGAUCCACUAACUCCCGUUUCAUUAUCCUACCGGAUUCACUACAGUUUAUCUUACAUUCAACUUGUAGUCAGUUCAAUCAACAGCUUUGUAUACCUCCAUCUGAAUUAAAACUAUUUAUUCCUCAGUUUUGAUAUUACAUAUCUAUCUAUCUCAGACAAUCUUAAUCAUCACUUUACUCAGUAAUGCUUUUCUUGUAUAAUUUACUCCAGUUUGUAUGUGAUAAAUGUUGAUUUUGUAUUAUUAUUAUUAUUAUUACUAUUAUUAUUAUUGUCUAACACUGAAGUCAACUGUCGAUAUCAGUAAUUUCAAGCACAUAUCUCUGCAGUCACUUAGUUCUAGAGUUCAUCAGGCACUGAACACUCUUCAUUCUUCGUUGAGGAUUUACUGCGGACACAGUACACCUUAUAAAACAAAAUAAGACACAUAUUAUUACACGAAACAGUGAUAUGCAUUUUUUUCUUUCUUUUUCUUUUUUCAAGUACCAUUUUACUUUAUAACCAUCAAUGUACUAAUUAAUGUAUAAAACAUUUCGUCUGAUGAAUUCUUCAGGAAGAAUUCUCCCCUGUUGGGUUGCCUAGUGAGUCUGCAGUAAAUGCUUUCACGCCUUCAGAAAAAAAACAGACAGUGUGUAGGAAGAUUUACAAAAAACAAAAUUCCUUCCUGUGUGUUCCCCUUACUUCUCCACACAUCUCAAUCAAUACCUGAAAAUGAGAAUAGCAGGCUAAAAGGAGAGAGAGACUAAACCAAGCCAGAUAAUGAAAUUAUAAAAAUUAAUAAUAAUCCUUCAUUAUGAUGUGUUAUUUUUAUGCAAAAGAGAAAAAGUUUAUACAAGAGUUUUCAAAUAAAAUUUCAUCAUCUUCUAUCUAUAUUCUAUUUAUCAGUAGGAUAGAAUUACUUGAAUUUCGAUGUUUCUGUCAUUUGUUUAGCCGCCUUUAUAUUCUCAUCGAGGGCACAUAUAGGCAUCGAAAAAGCUAAAAAAAAAUGCAAACCACUGAUGUAUGUUUUCGUUUAGUGGUUAUUCAAACAGUGUUUGCACAAAACUGUUCGUGUUCUCCUUCUUCUUCUUCUUCUUUCACUCUUUUAAUUUUUAAUUAUUUUCCUGGAAUUUUGAGAAAUUUUUAAAGCCUGUUCACUUUGUAAUCAUUUCCGUUAUUCAUCCUAAAUAGGUCAAAGUGAUUUCUUUUUGUUCAUUGGUUAAGAUUGUGUGUGUGUGUGUGAGAGUGUGUGCGUGUAAAAGUCAACCUGUGAAGUUUUUGUAUACUAUUUCAACGUUACAGAACACGUUGGUGAGGCCUCUCUGGCGUUUUUUUCAAUAUUUGUAAUGACUGAUCUCAGGAAAUUAUUCCUUGAAACUUUUAUUCAUUCAGUUAUAAAUCAUGAUUAUGCAAAUUAAAGGUGUUGAAAAGACUCACACACAAAGAUCUAAUCUGUUGGGUUUCUCCUGAUGGGAUGUACAUAUUCCCGUCCGAGACAAUACUAACCGAGAUAGACAACUUAUUCACAUAUCAUAAAAAAAUAUUAAUAUUUAUUUUAUAUCUAAUGUAUUUAGUUAGUUAAUGUCUGUUAACUUGAUAUUGAUUGAAUUUACCUCUUGAAAUUGUGUGAUUCUGCCUUAAAAAAUUUAUGCUUCUUUAAAGAUGGUAUAUAGUUAAUUCCUCUGCUAAUGGUUACUUAUUCGAAUAAGUUUCAUUUGAAGUGAUAAUAAUAAUUGCCACUGUCUUUAAAAUCAUGUCUAUAACUGAAAUCAUAAUUAG